GUCCCGCCAAGGUAUUCUUUUUCCUUUCGGUUGUUCAUAACAUGGCGCAAGACUUGGCACCUUGUUGUGCGCAACUCAGUGCCAUCAUUGGCCUCGACGUCGCUUUGCCGAACAGUUCACUGUACGCUGCGACUGAAACCGCGUACUGGUCUAUCCAAGAGGGUUCACUUGCUCCUUCUUGCAUUGCGAAGCCUAGUUCGUCCGAACAUGUUGCCAGCAUCAUUGCGUCGAUCGCAAAUCAACACGACUGCCCGUUUGCCAUCAAGUCGCAAGGCCAUGCUCCUGCAGCCGGUUUCGCGAACAUCAACAAUGGCAUCACUAUUGACCUGACAGCGCUCAAUGCUAUCACCACGAACAAAGAUGCUUCAGUCGCUCACAUUGGCACUGGCGCAAGCUGGCUCGACGUCUACGCGCACCUCGACACGCUCAACAAGACGGUCGCAGGAGGCAGGAACGGCGGUGUAGGCGUAGGCGGCCUGACGCUCGGAGGCGGAAUCAGUUACUUCUCACCGCAAGCAGGCUUCACCUGCGAUACAGCCAUCAACUUCGAGAUCGUCUUUGCAGCGUUCGCGAAGAUUGCGGCGGCAAAGCCGUACGAUGUACACGCGUCCAUCACGACUUCCGCUAUUUUCAACGCGGUGACCAAGGCAUGGACGCUUCUCUCAGCCCCGAUCUACACGAAGCCGCAGACCGAUCCGGAGGUGUACUCCGAGCUGUUUGCUAUCCCCAGUAUAUCCAAUACAGUACAGAUCACGCAGCUGCAUACUCUGGCCAACGAGACUGCGAUGGCGCAAACCAAUCAGCUGUUCUCGACGGGGACGUAUGGUGUCUCGGCAGAGCUUCUUGACAGUAUUUUCGACAUUUGUAAUGAGACGUUGUACGACUUCAACGUCACUGGCUCCCUCCAGUGGAUCGUAACGUUCGAGCCGUUCCCCGCCGUCUUUGCUGCUCAGGGUGCGCACGAUAACAUCCUUGGAACGAUACCCGAAGUCGGCGAUGGGAUGAUACUUCUAUUCUCCGCUUCGUGGUCAGACGCUGCUGCGAGUUCCCUCGUACAUGCCAAGAAUAAAGAGGUGCUGCGCAAGAUCAACGCGGCAGCAAAGCAUAUGGGGCUGUUGCGAAGUUUCGUGUAUGCUAAUUACGCGGGAACUUUUCAGAAGCCGAUUUCAAGCUAUGGUACACAGAACAGUGCGUUCUUGUGCCGUGUCGCGCUGAAGUAUGAUCCGCUUGCGGUGUUCCAGAGGCAGCUACCUGGAGGGUUUAAGUUAGCCGAUUGAUGCAUGUGUCGCUGGUGACUCUCUACAACCACAGUGGCUGACAAUAAAAACUGGACUUAUUAUAGUUAUCAGAUUGCGG
Molecule: messenger RNA, 1356 nt
Organism: Paraphaeosphaeria sporulosa
Lineage: Eukaryota; Fungi; Ascomycota; Dothideomycetes; Pleosporales; Didymosphaeriaceae
Product: FAD-binding domain-containing protein
Exons: 3
Coding region: 42-1277 (411 amino acids)
Molecular function (GO): FAD binding
Source: RefSeq, a predicted model, not a curated record